Molecule: messenger RNA, 2536 nt
Organism: Cotesia glomerata
Lineage: Eukaryota; Metazoa; Arthropoda; Insecta; Hymenoptera; Braconidae
Product: probable 4-coumarate--CoA ligase 1
Exons: 10
Coding region: 621-2363 (580 amino acids)
Biological process (GO): long-chain fatty acid metabolic process; fatty-acyl-CoA biosynthetic process
Cellular component (GO): mitochondrion
Molecular function (GO): long-chain fatty acid-CoA ligase activity
Source: RefSeq, a predicted model, not a curated record
AUCUCCAGUCGGCUGAAAAUACGCUUAAUAAACGCAACGGCGUAAAAUUACAUCAUUGUGUAUCAGGUAUAGAAAAAUGGUUUGAGAUAAAUUUUAAUGACAGUUAGUGCGUUGUAUACCGACACCCUUCGCCACUAAUACAAAUAUUUAUUCACUCGCAUGAUAUAAUAUGAUGUAUACAUGCUACAUAUUUAUUUAUCGAAAUUAAAAACUGUGUCGAGUUUGGAGACUAAAUAUUGUACAGUGCAUGUAUAUAUAAUGGGGGAAACCCCGGUCUUCAUUAUGAUUCGUUGCGACUGGUUCGACGCUCGAUUCGAGCCUCCAAAAGCAUAACAACAACAACAACAACACACAACAGUUUGUUAUGCAUUCACUAUACGUAUGUUUUACGUAAUUUGUACUUAAAGUAAAAGUUUACGUGUAAUUCAGGCCGUCAAAGAAGCUGUAUAGUUGAGUGUCUGACUGUUUUAAACAGUGUAUUCAAUAUCAGCUGUAUCUGACUUGUAGAAGAAGUAAAUAGGAAUUUCUACUCUCAAUUAAUUUUGAAUUAUGUGAUAGUAUCUUGCUAAAUAAUACUAUUGAAGAUAAAAACAUCUUUUAAUCAGCAAACCCAUAAAAAUAUGGAGUCAUUCGUCCGGGGAAUGCUAAGAGUGGGAUUAAUUUUGAAAAAUGGAUCAAAGGUUACGAAUUCAACUGUAAGAAAAUAUGCAUCGACUUUAACAAAAUGUAAGAUGAUUGAAGGUAAUUAUGGUGAGCAGAUUUUUUCAUCAUGUUAUGAAGAUAUUGAGAUACCUUCAUUAACUAUUCCUGAAUAUUUAUGGCAGAAGUUGGAAAAAUGGCCAAAAAGAAUUGCUGUUGAAUGCGGAAUAACAGGAAGGAAAUACACAUAUGCAGAAGCAAGAGACAGUGCUAAUUAUAUUGCAAGAAGUCUAAUAAAUAUGGGCUUAAAAAAUGGUGAUAUAGUGGCAUUAAUAUUACCAAAUUUACCAGAAAGCCCGAUUUCAUUCCUCGGUAUUUUAGAAGCUGGACUAGUUUGUACAACUGUCAAUCCUCUGUACACUGUCGAUGAAAUUUCCCGACAACUACAGUCAUCUGGAGCAAAAGCAAUUAUUACUUCCACUGAAAUUGCAUCCAAUGUAAUGAUUGCAGCAAAAGCAAGUCUUCCUCCGAAUUCACCUUUUAUAGUUGUCGAAGAUACAGACCGAGUUUUACCUACAGGAUCAAUUCCUUUUAAGGAUCUCAUAACGAAAGGAAAAACAUUACCACAAGUGCAGGUAAAAUCUCGAAAUCCUCAGGAUCUUGCCGUACUGCCAUAUUCGAGUGGAACUACAGGUCUUCCAAAAGGAGUAAUGUUAUCUCACCACAAUUUAAUAUCCAAUAUAAUAAUGACUGAUUCUAGCUGUGACUUCAUACAAGUGUCAGAUGACUUUCAAGAUGUCAUUCCAACAGUUUUACCUUUAUUUCAUAUAUACGGUAUGAACGGUUUAAUGCUGCCAAGAAUGUGCGCAGGAGCUAAAUUAAUUACCCUUCCAAGUUUUACUCCUGAUACAUAUAUAAAUGUAUUAUCAAAGAAUAAGUGUACAUUAAUUUUCAGUGUACCCCUUAUCGUUUUGUUUUUUGGUGCACAUCCAGCAGUCAAAGCCGAAUAUUUCAAAAACGUAAGAGCUAUUUUUAGCGGCGCAGCACCAUUAGCUGGAUCAGAUGUAGAAAGAGUUUAUGAAAAGUUUAAUUUAACUCCUGAUCAAUUGCGAAUCCUUCAAGGUUAUGGCUUAACCGAAUCUUCACCGGUGUCAUUUUUAGAAAUGUCGAAUACUAAAUUUUCAAGUAUUGGCCAUCCUGUUAAUAAAUGCAAAGUACGAUUGGUUGAUUCAAUAACCGGUAAAGAUGUUGUUACACCAGGUCAAACUGGAGAAAUUUGGAUAAAGGGUCCCCAUGUGAUGAAAGGAUACUUUAAAAAUGAAAAAGCGACAGAAGAAACUUUACAAGAUGGGUGGUUAAAAACGGGUGAUAUUGCUUACUGUGAUGAAGAUUUUGCCUUUUUUAUAACUGAUAGAUUGAAAGAAUUAAUAAAAGUCAAAGGAUUUCAGGUACCCCCCGCCGAAUUAGAAGCGGUAUUAAGAACGCAUCCUGCGGUAGCAGACGCUGCUGUUGUUGGAGUAGCUGAUCCACGAUCUGGAGAAGUACCGAAGGCGUUUGUUGUAUUGAAACCAAAUCAAUCGGUAUCUACAGAAGACAUACAAAACUUCGUAAAAGGAAAAGUUUCAGAGUACAAAGAACUAAGAGGAGGUGUCAGUUUCAUCAAGGAAAUACCAAGAAAUGCAAGUGGAAAAAUAUUGAGGAUGCAUUUAAAAAAUUUAUGUUAGGAAUCGAGUACUUAGUUUGUAUAAAAAAAAAAAAAAAACUGUAAUUAUAUUGAUAAUAAGUAUUUAAGUGAUAUAUAAUGUUUAUAUCAAUCGUUAAAGCAUCAAAACGCUUUGAAACUAAUGGAAUAAAGUAAGAUUACUUAUAUUAAAAUAAAAAAUCAUACUUACAGGUA